Messenger RNA from Macrosiphum euphorbiae (potato aphid), 1449 nucleotides. The record is from the annotation of a GenBank genome assembly. NCBI's taxonomy places the organism in Eukaryota, Metazoa, Arthropoda, Insecta, Hemiptera, Aphididae.
AUGACUUGUUUAUUGACAACACUUCGUGUCAAAGGCAAUGUUUUAAUAGCAGUUGAUACAGCGGGACGUGUUUUAGAAUUGAUGAAUAUGCUGGACCAAUUUUGGUGUAAUAAGGAAUCUGGUCUUGGUGUCUAUUCAUUAGUAUUUUUAACAAAUGUUAGUUACAACACUGUGGAAUUCGCAAAGUCUCAAAUUGAGUGGAUGACAUUAAAACUAUGUCAUAACAUGAAUGACUUAAACAAAGUCUCUGAACCAAAAGUUGUAUUAGCUAGCAAUGGAGAUCUUGAAAGUGGAUUCUCAAGAGAAAUUUUUAUUAUGUGGGCUUCAAAUCCAAAAAAUAGUAUUAUUCUUGCAGAUAGAACUGCUCCGGGUACAUUAGCUCGAGACUUAAUUGACGAGGGUGGUGAUAGAUACAUAAAACUGAUUGUCAAGAAACGUGUUCCUUUAGACGACAAUGAGUUGGUUGAAUAUAAUAUCAAACAGAACACAAAAAAAAUGGAAGAUAGUAAAAUUGACCCAGAAAGUUCUGAUUCUGAAGAUGAACAAGAGGCUAUGAGAGGAAAACAUGACUUACUAGUAGAUGAUGAUUUAUCAAGCCUCAAAAAGUCUUCAAAAAAGUUUCCAUAUUAUGAAGAAAAAUUGAAAUUUGGCCAUUAUGGCGAAAUCAUGAAACAAAAAGAUUGUAUUAAAUUUGAAACAACCUCGGGAGAUAAACAAAAUAAAACAAGUGAUGAAGAUGAAGAAGUAGAUUUAUGUGAUCUUCCAUCCAAGUGUGUGGAGUUUGAACAGAAUAUUUAUGUGGCAGCAAAAAUUGUACAAAUUGAUUUCGAAGGUCGCUCCGACAGAGACUCUUUGAAACAAGUUGUACUUGCAAUAAAACCUAAACAUUUGAUAUUAAUAAGGGGCAACCCAUAUAGCACUAAGGCUGUUUACAACUUUGCCAAAGUAUUUUUAGAUAGUAAAGUUUUUUCACCAAGAAUUGGACAAUGUUUGAACUUAACAUCUGAAUCUUAUAUUUACCAAGUACAUUUAACAGAUUCACUUCUUUCCACAGUUAAUUUAAAAAAAGUACCAAAUGGUGAAUUAGCUUACAUUAAUGCCAAGUUAAAAUUAAAAAGUUGUAAUGAUGAUAUUAUGGACAUUGACAAUGUUGUGCCCAAAAAGAUGCCAAAAAUAGAUGAUCAAAUGUUUACACUUGAACCUUUAUCAGAUCAUGAAAUUGGUCCUCGCAAGACACUGUUUAUUAAUCAUUUAAAACUGUCGGAUUUUAAACAAAUUUUAUGCAAAAAUAAUGUACCUUGUGAACUUUCAAAAGGUGUUUUAUGGUGCUUUAAUCGUACAGUUUGUGUUCGUAUAAAUUCUUCUGGAAAAGUUUUGAUGGAAGGAGUUAUUAGUCGUCAAUAUUAUCACAUACGUAGUUUAUUAUACAGCCAGUUUGUUAUAAUUUAA